CACAGGGCCGCGGGGAGGGGCCGGGCCCGGGCCAGGGUGAUUGGCAGCGGCCCCGUCCCCCGCGCGCCGCCCCCGCCACCAUCUGCUCGGGAUUUGGCUUCGCCGGCUCUCUCGGCGCCUCCAGCUCCGGCUCUGCUCGGGCUCGGGCUGCGGGCGCCACUGGGUGGGUCUGCUCGGCCGCGCCUCCAACCUGCUGCUCGGCGUCCCGAGCGCCGGGUCCGCGCUCCCAGCCCGCGCUGGGCGCUGAUGGAAACGGCGCGAUGUUCGCCCCCCGGCUGCUCGAUUUUCAGAAGACCAAGUACGCGAGGUGAGAGGUUCAUGAACCACCGUGUGCCGGCCCACAAGCGCUACCAGCCCACGGAGUAUGAGCAUGCAGCUAACUGUGCCACCCACGCCUUCUGGAUAAUUCCCAGCAUCCUGGGCGGCUCCAACCUCUAUUUCCUGUCGGACGACGACUGGGAGACCCUGUCGGCCUGGGUCUACGGCCUUGGCCUCUGCGGCCUCUUCGUGGUGUCCACUGUGUUCCACACUGUCUCCUGGAAGAAGAGCCACCUCAGGAUGGUGGAGCACUCCCUGCACAUGUUUGACCGGAUGGUCAUCUACUUCUUCAUAGCGGCCUCCUACACGCCCUGGCUGAACCUCCGGGAACUGGGCCCCUGGGCCUCACACAUGCGCUGGCUGGUGUGGCUCAUGGCCUCCGUCGGAUCUGUCUACGUCUUCUUCUUCCACGAGCGGUACAAGUUGGUAGAGUUGCUGUGUUACGUCGUGAUGGGCUUUUUCCCCGCCCUGGUCGUCCUAUCCAUGCCCAACACCGAGGGCAUCUGGGAACUGAUGACCGGCGGCAUCUUCUACUGCCUGGGCAUGGUGUUUUUCAAGAGUGACGGCAGGAUCCCCUUCGCCCAUGCCAUCUGGCACCUGUUCGUGGCACUUGGUGCUGGCACCCACUACUACGCCAUCUGGAGGUACCUCUACCUGCCCAGCGCCCUGCAAGCCAAGGUGUCCAAAUGAGCCGUCCAGGUACCACAUGUCGCUCUGGCUGUGCUUCUGCCAACUCCGGCCCUGCGCACGGUGCCAGGGCCCAGCCGCACUUCCAUGGGCAGCUUCUGGAGGGACCGAGCUUGCUUCUGGUGCCACCCCUGAGACCCCAGCGAGACAGCAGGCACGUAGUCAUCUCCCAGAGGAGAAAUUAACCCUAUAAUUUCUGUUUUAGACCAGAGUUUCCUAACACAACCAUCAUUCACAUUCUCAGAAAAGGUGCCAGGCCGACUGAUGAAGGACGGGCCCAGAUGGACUGCGACUUGGGGUCCUGGGAGCCCCGAGGAGGAGGAACCUGCCGGGCAUCCCCUGC
Molecule: messenger RNA, 1348 nt
Organism: Ochotona princeps (American pika)
Lineage: Eukaryota; Metazoa; Chordata; Mammalia; Lagomorpha; Ochotonidae
Gene: MMD2
Product: monocyte to macrophage differentiation associated 2
Exons: 7
Coding region: 247-1008 (253 amino acids)
Cellular component (GO): membrane
Molecular function (GO): pore-forming activity
Source: RefSeq, a predicted model, not a curated record